This is a messenger RNA of Zingiber officinale, 2736 nucleotides long. RefSeq names its product phosphatidylinositol 4-kinase gamma 6-like. The record is from RefSeq and is a predicted model, not a curated record. NCBI's taxonomy places the organism in Eukaryota, Viridiplantae, Streptophyta, Magnoliopsida, Zingiberales, Zingiberaceae. The transcript has 2 exons. The coding region runs from base 515 to 2428 and encodes 637 amino acids.
UCAAUGCCUUAACUCGAGGGCUCAUUUUUUUAACCUUUAAAUAAAGGGGCCGAAGAAGAUUCGAACACCGGAGGAGGAGCAAGUGGAGCUCGAGGGAGCGGGAGGAGGAGGAAGGCGCGAUACGCUUCCGUCUGGUUAGCUCACGGAGACGCCGUCGGUCGGCAUGGCGAUGUAGGCCGACCGAGCUUUGCGGCGAGACCUCCGCCACCGAUUCUGUUAGCCUAAUGUCCAAUGCUAUGACCUUUCCGACCUAGUGCCUGUUGUUCUAUCUAGUCCUCUAUUGUUAUCCAGUGCUAAAUGUAAAGGUUUCUUGGUCGGCUGCAACCUUCCCUCUUAAUGAACGAACCUGAGUCAUAUCUUCUCUCUACUACCCCGUCAAUCUUUGUGUGUGGCGUGUGCCCAAGGGAGAAGAGGAGAAAGAAAGAAAUUUUCCUUGUCACAUCCUCUGUGUUUAACAACAGCAGAUCCUCUCGAUUCCAUCUCCCCUAACUUGGAGAGUCCCAGUGAGACCCAGAUGGCUGUUUCCAUUUUCAAUCGUUCCAUCAGCAGUGAUUACAAUGGUAGCAAUCAAAGCGAAGGAAAGCCAGGUGGGCGGAGACGGGUGUUUGUCCAAACAGAAACUGGCUGUGUGUUGGGGAUUGAACUAGAUCGUGGGGAUAAUGUCCACACUGUAAAAAGAAGAUUACAAAUUGCUCUCAAUGUUCCUACUGAAGAGAGCUCUCUUACGGUUGGUGAUCUUGUGCUGAAAAAUGACCUUAGUGCUGUCCGGAAUGAUUCUCCUUUACUUCUUACAAGGAAUGCACUGCACAGAAGCUCUUCCACUCCAUGUCUCUCCCCAACUGGAAAGGACAUCCAACAAAGAGAUCGAAGUGGUCCAAUUGAAAUUUUAGUGUGCUCAAGCCGCUGUUGUCAAACAAAGGAGCUGGUUAAGGAUGUCGUGAAGGCCAUUAAAAUUGGCAUUGAUCCAAUUCCUGUUCAUAGCGGCCUUGGUGGUGCUUAUUAUUUUAGGAAUAUUAAAGGUGAGAGCGUUGCUAUUGUAAAGCCUACUGAUGAAGAACCAUUUGCACCAAAUAACCCUAAAGGCUUUACUGGCAAGGCACUUGGACAACCGGGAUUGAAGAGAUCAGUGCGGGUUGGUGAGACUGGAUUCAGAGAAGUUGCUGCAUAUCUUCUUGAUUACGAUCAUUUUGCCAAUGUUCCUCCGACUGUCCUUGUCAAAAUUACUCAUUCAGUUUUCAAUGUGAAUGAAGCUAUGAACUACGGCACCAGUGGUAAAGGUACUAUUGAUAGGAAGCGUAGUGUUGUAAGCAAGAUAGCAUCUUUUCAGCAGUUCAUUCCGCAUGACUUUGAUGCAAGUGACCAUGGAACCUCCAGCUUCUCAGUUGCAGCUGUACACAGGAUAGGUAUACUUGAUAUUAGAAUUUUCAAUACUGACAGGCAUGCUGGAAAUCUUUUGGUGAAGAAAUGUCAUGCAACUACAGGAGGAUUUGGGGCUCAGACACAACUCAUUCCGAUUGAUCAUGGUCUAUGUUUGCCAGAAAGUUUGGAGGAUCCUUAUUUUGAGUGGAUCCACUGGCCACAGGCAUCAAUCCCUUUCUCUGAGGAUGAGCUCAAGUAUAUUGCUAAUCUUGAUCCCGUGAAAGAUUCUGAGAUGCUUCGGAUGGAGUUACCUAUGAUCCGCGAAGCCUGUCUUAGAGUUUUGAUUUUGUCGACUAUUUUUCUUAAGGAAGCAGCUGUUUGGGGACUUUGCCUAGCAGAUAUUGGUGAGAUGAUGAGCAGGGAGUUCAAGGGAAUGGAAGAAGAGCCAAGUGAACUGGAAGUUGUGUGUAUUAAGGUGAGACGGUUGAUAGCAGAAAGAUCUGUUUUUUCUCCAGUUAUUAACCCACAUGAUGAUGAUGCAAUUCAAUUCGAUAUAGAAUGUGAGGAAGAUGAUGCACUGACUGUGAAAUCACCAUCAUCUUAUUAUUUUGGAUCAAAAGGAAAAAUAUCUAAAAAUCCACUUUCACGUUUAGACGAGAGCUUUGAGGAGGAGCUGGAAGAUGAGGUGAAUGGAGAGAGCGAAGUGGAGGAACAUUGUUUCUACCCCCCUAGUUGUGAAUGGUCUCAACAUGUUCCAAGUCUGACUGCUUCUCUGAAGGGCAUAAGCCUCACCAGAAAGAACCAACAUUGUCCAAGAGCUAGCUGUGCGGCUACUAGAUUUCAUAAUGGUGGAGGUGCCAGCAAGUUUCAGGUCGGUAAUAGUAGGAGUGCAAAUGAACCAAUGCCCACGAGUGUCAGUUUUGUGAAACUUGCUGACAUGGGGGAGGAUGAGUGGUCUGCAUUUCUUGAGAAAUUCCAGGAGUUGCUUCAAGAUGCAUUCCAUAGCCGGAAAAGUGGUUCUACUGGCCUGAGACAAAAGCAGAGGUUGGGCACUUCUUGCCAGUUUUGAGUAGAAGACAGGUUUUCAGAGUCAAGAGGUUGUUUGAGGUCCAGUUGUUCGUUAGCCCUUUUCUUUGUAGGUGUAGAAUAUAGCGAAGGGGUUUUUCUCACAAUAAGGACAAUGUGGUUGCCACAAAAGAGGUGGUCAAAGGUGGUGCUCGAGGUGUGCCAUGUAGCUCUGCCACCUCUGUAUAUAACUUUCAUGCUUGUUUAAAGCUCUGUUACGUGAUGGUGUUGUGAUGGCCAACCUGUAUGCUGCAUGUUUCUGGUGACAUACUGGGCAAAAACAUAAUAAUAAUAAUAAUAAUUCUAUGUAAA